GCAGAAGCUAAAAGCUGGUGCAGAAGCUGUAGCUAGUACUUUGUUGUAGGUUCAGUUCAGAUAUCAGCAUCAGAGAGAGUGUUCGAUUGCCUACUGAGAUUGAGAGUUGCUCUAAUGAAGCUGAUUUUUGUGAUUUGUUUAGCUUAAAAUUUUCGUUACCGGUACUUUCUUUUAUUGCAAAUCUUGUGUUUCGGCUGAUUUUUGUUUAGGUUUGCUUCCAUGCCAGUUCAAAUGCUCGUUUCUUUGUGAAAUUGAUGAACAUGGAUUCACAACCCCUCAAUCAGGACAAAGAAUUAGAAGAUAUUAAUGUGUCUAUAAUAACGUCAGAUUCCGAGACCUUAUACUUGGAAGAUGAUAACAACUCCUAUGUUAGUGAUUUACAGGGAGAAGAAAGAAUUGUUUCACCAAAAACAGAACUCGAUAGGACAAAUUUUACAGUUGAUCCUGCAUUAUACUUCAGAAACAAUGAUGAACUUAUAGAUGUUUUAAAAGCUGAGCAAAUUAGGUGGUUUUAUAAAAAUUUAUCAAAUAAACAGUGGGUAGAGUUCAACGGUUAUGAUUCCUUAAGGAUUGAACAUAGAUACAAAAAUCUAACUGACAAGGAGUGGGCAUACUACAAUACAACUUAUAGAUCAAGAAAACCACAAGAUAAAAAUACAAACUGUAGCCCUACAUAUGAACCUUUAAAAAGCCCUCAAAGUAUUAACCAAACAGUGAGACCUAGUGAUGAAACCACUCCUGAGGAGUGCAUUUCACCAUGCGGUGAAAUAAAUGAAAAGGUGGUGGUAAGAGAUGGUCUCUUCGAAGUUGACAUUCUGAAACGAAACUGCACUUCCAUCUUCUGGCCAGGUGAAGAAACUGUCAUCACCCGUGGAACGUGGUUCUAUGAAAAUACCUGGCAGCCAGUGGAGUUGGACAUUAGUGAAGAUCUGGAACACAUUCAUUUAUCUCUAUUCAUUGGAAAAAGAAACUCUGAAUAUAUCCAAGAUGCUAAAGCUCCUAAAAAAGUGAUUCACACAGCAGUACUGUCGGAUAACCACAUAGACUGGUACGCUCCCAACGAGGUCUACUUGUACAGUCAAGCCACGCCUUCCAAGAUCGUGCGCAACCUAACGUCUCGGCUCGGCGGAUACUUCCAAAAAAAGUCUGGGUAUCGACUGCUGAGAGGUUACAAAGAUGCGGCCACAGACAAGGAUAAACCCAAGGACAUCUCACACCUGGUGUUUGUGGUGCAUGGUAUAGGCCAGAAGAUGGACAUUGGCGGACGAAUAUUGCACAACACGUCGUUGAUACGACAGAAUGUAACCUCUUUGCAUGAGAAGCUGUACCCAAACUCUAACCAACGAGCAGAGUUCUUCCCAGUGGAAUGGCGAACCAAUCUCACAUUAGAUGGAGGGCUAGUGGAGGCUAUCACCCCACUUCAUCUCACACAGCUGCGCAACCUCCUCAACACUUCAGCUAUGGACAUCAUGUACUACACAAGCCCUAUCUAUUGUGCAGAGAUACAAAAAGGUUUGAUCACAGAGCUCAACCGUCUUUACACCAUGUUUGUGGAGAGGAAUCCUUCACUCAAUGUCAAAGUGUCCGUGGUUGCUCACUCCUUGGGUUGUGUCAUUGUUUAUGACAUCAUCACCGGUUGGUUGCCUAUGAGUCCACCAAACAUAGUAUAUGACAAAGUACCUGAAGGAAUAGUUCCUGGAAAAUCGAGAUUAAAAUUUCACGUGGACAACCUAUUUAUGCUAGGAUCACCUCUGGCUGUAUUCCUAGCACUGAGGUAUCCACAAGGUCAACACGGCUACCACCUGUUCCCUCCCACACUGUGUAACAGACUCUACAAUGUGUUCCAUAUCUCUGAUGCUGUGGCCUACAGGCUAGAGCCGCUGGUGGUCAAAGACUACUCUAGAAUUGCACCGCUGCGGAUCUGGCCGUGUAACUCUCCACACCGGAUACCAUAUAGCGAUAUGCCGCUGGAGCUUAUCGACCCUCACGAGAUAGGCAUGACCAAGGAGAGGGAAGGCAAUGGUAGCAUGCCAGCAACAACCAACACCACACCCAAGGAGGACAGCUCCCCAGCAGAGACACCUAUCAGAGAUCGCGGCUGGAGUAUCUGGAACCUGGUGAGGGGAGGAGCCAACAGAAGUGCUGAUGGGGCCGCAUCACCUCAGCCGAUGGACUCUCCUACACGAGCUGAUUCAAAAGUAACUCCCGCUGAAGCAUUUUGUUUAAGGCUUCUUAUGAAAUUGAACUCUUUCCCCCAGACUGCUGGUUGUCUGGAGCAUCGGCUAGACUAUGUUAUAAAGGUGUCUGGCUCGCUGGGCGUGAGUGCACGCACAUACAUCAACAUGUUGAGCUCUCACACCGCUUACUGGGGCAGCGAGGACGUUGCGUUCUUUGUGCUCACACGACUCUUCCCAGAACUGGACGAAACUGUAGAUACGACAGCCGAGCUUUGCACAGAGAGUGAGGAGUCGUAGCGGACUGUACAUGCCGCUUUGCUAAGCAGUCAUCGAUCAGUGACCAAACUUAGCUGACUUUUGUAUGCGGAUCUUGAUGUGACUGAACAAGAGAGAUUAUGGAACCGGAACCUACAGGGGAUUAUCAAGGGCUAUGGUCAGCUCUGGAAGUCGUGAGUUUCCUCAAAUUCAACCACUGUCUCGAUGCAAACUGAUGGAACACUCACUGCCUAUCCGUAUCUACAAAUAUCUACUAUGUGGCUUCUGUGCGAUCCCCAAGCCACUAAAGUACAUUCUCUACAUCAAACCACGUUUCUGUAUACACAUCUGUCAACUGGUAACAGUAAUCAUCAGAUAUUGAAAUUUUUGAAUAUUUUGAUUGGGCGAAUCAUCCGGUUGGGAACCAUCCAGAAUAGUAAUGGGUGAAGUAAGGAACACAGCAUUGGUCUCAGAUUUGAUAUAGCUUUGCUUACUUACAGCAGGAGCUUACAUACCUUAAUUUAUGGACAACCAUCGUAUAAUUGUAAUGUCUUCAUUUGAUUUAUUAUAUGAAUUGAUAUGUUCGAUAAUAUUAUCAUUUUUAGAAAUGAACUUAAUGUAGUGUUUAACACUACCUAUCCUAACACAUUAAAACCUGACCAAACUACAAGAAACAUUGUGAUCUUUUCAACUUGCGUAUCUUGUAUAAUAUCACAGUCCUUUAUCAUGGACCAACUAAAAAUUUAUGUAGAAAAGUGUCAGUCUUUAGUUAAGUCAUAAAUCUUGUGGUUGCUACCCCGAUGUUUUAGGAUUUUGAUUGUAUAUAAUGUAUCUAACAUGUUACAUAGUGAGAUUGUUUGUGGGUCCAGUCGUCCAAAUCUGUGAUAUUUGCCAAAUGUUAACUUGUACCUACCAUUCCAUGUUUUUAUCAUGUAUUUUAUACCACUGUACACUGUUCGAUGCAAUUGUAUGUUGAAAAUAAAAUGCU
Molecule: messenger RNA, 3420 nt
Organism: Macrosteles quadrilineatus (aster leafhopper)
Lineage: Eukaryota; Metazoa; Arthropoda; Insecta; Hemiptera; Cicadellidae
Product: phospholipase DDHD1-like
Exons: 14
Coding region: 255-2474 (739 amino acids)
Cellular component (GO): cytoplasm
Molecular function (GO): metal ion binding; glycerophospholipase activity
Source: RefSeq, a predicted model, not a curated record